AUGUGUGAUGCAUCAGACCUUGCUAUUGGGGCAGUGUUAGGACAAAGGAAAGACAAUUUGGUACAUGUGAUUUAUUAUGCCAGUAAGGUCUUGAAUGAUAACCAAAGGAAUUACACAACCACUGAAAAAGAACUCUUGGCAAUAGUCUUUGCAUUUGACAAAUUUAGAUCAUAUCUCAUUGGGUCUAAAGUCAUUGUCUUCACUGAUCAUUCAGCUUUAAAAUACUUACUUGCUAAACGAGAAUCCAAACCAAGACUUAUUAGAUGGGUUCUUUUGUUGCAGGAAUUUGACAUUGAAAUCAAAGACAAGAAGGGUGUAGAGAACAAGGUGGCAGACCAUUUAUCAAGGAUACCAUGUGAAGAAGGAAGCACACAAAGCACACAUAUAAAUGAGUGCUUUCCUGAUGAACAACUCAUGGUAAUUCACAAAGCACCCUGGUUUGUAGACAUAGCAAACUUCAAGGCCACUGGGAGUUUGCCGUUGGAAUUUAACAAGCAUCAAAGGAAGAAAUUGGUAAAUGAUGCCAAAUACUUCAUCUGGGAUGAACCAUACUUGUUCAAAAAAUGUUCGGAUGGCAUACUAAGAAGAUGCAUAUCAGAGGAAGAAGGAAGGGAAGUCUUAUGGGACUGCCAUGGCUCCACUUAUGGAGGACAUUUUGCAAGAGAAAGAACAGCAGCUAAGGUGUUGCAGUGUGAUUUCAUGGGACCCUUUCCCACCUCAUACUCAAAUAAUUACAUUCUUGUGGCAGUAGACUAUGUCUCCAAAUGGGUCGAAGCAAUAGCAACUCCAACCAAUGAUAAUAAGGUGGUCAUGAACUUCCUCAGAAAACACAUUUUUUGCCGUUUUGGGGUUCCAGGAGCAAUCAUCAGUGAUGGAGGAAGCCACUUCUGCAACAAACCAUUAGAGGCAUUGCUUCUAAAAUAUGGAGUCAAACAUAAG
Messenger RNA from Arachis duranensis, 939 nucleotides. RefSeq lists its product as uncharacterized. The annotation marks the transcript as partial. The transcript is spliced from 2 exons. Gene Ontology annotation, biological process: DNA integration. NCBI's taxonomy places the organism in Eukaryota, Viridiplantae, Streptophyta, Magnoliopsida, Fabales, Fabaceae. Gene Ontology annotation, molecular function: nucleic acid binding. The record is from RefSeq and is a predicted model, not a curated record.